CGGACUUCCGGGACUGGAAAGGCCACUGGGACACUCGGCUCUGAGUCCGGAGUUUAGGGGAUGUUUGUCGCGGGAAGUUCGGUAAAAGUGCGACGAUCGUGACGUUCGACACGGGACGCUCGGACCUGUUCUUCAGGGGUGCGACGAGGACGUUUCUGUGCGCGGGAAUAUAACACAAACACAAUCUUUGACUCGUGAAGGAUCAGGCUGAUGUAAAUUGUUGAUAAGUGUUCGUGUGGGAUUCGAUUAGUUUCCUCGGGUUAUGUAGCAGACGUUGGAUGUUUUCCUUGGAGUGAUCAUGUGGAUCGAUAAACUCGGCUGACGUUCCGGGGAAUAGGGAUUUCGAGUUGUGCGUGGGAAAUCGGAGAGUGUUACUGUGCGGACGCACCGCUGUUGCCGUUUGUUCGACGCGACCUUCUGCGAGGGAUAGGUGUCCCGCUGUCGGUGGCCAAGGUGGAAGUUGAGGACUUCCGGCACGGUUUUCUUUCGAGGAUUUCGCCGAACGAGAUGCGGAGAUCGGUGCUCCGGUUCUCUGGGCUACUUAAACGGAUUUAGGGAAACAUCUGCCAGUGGCCAUUACUACAUUCACAGGCGUCCCACGAACACAAUAAUUCACAUCGAAGCGAUCCGAGAUGUAGGCGAACCGGUCUCUCCCUCCGGAUGCUCCAUUCAUCCCCGGGACCAGCGAAGGUCGGCCAGAGGAAGGAGUCAAAGAAGAAUCAGGAUUAGAGAACUCAGCGCGAUGACUGCCGGUGACCAGUGUUUUAAGCGACAACAAAUCGAGGGAAGAUGAACGAGAUGGAGCAGAUUCCUGAAGGCUGAGAGCGAGCGGAUCCUCGACAUGACCGGCUGGAGAAUGCGGCCGACUGCAUCGGCGCUCGGCGUCGUCGCCAUCGUCUCCGCCAUGAUCGCUGCCACGACGGCUUCCGAAACCUUCAGCGACGCCACCGAGCACCCCCUACUCGAAGAAGAGCGACGCGCUGGCGAAGAGCCCCGAACUCCCAGCAACAUCACCUUCAUAUCCAUCGUUCCGCCAGAGAACCUCUCGAACAGCACGUCGAACGAGAUCACGGUAUCAAUCCUGUCCCUCCGCGAUCCAGCGAACCCCGAGGAGCCAGUGAACGACUCGAUCGACGCGGAGUCGAUCGCAGCGGCGCAAUUCGACGAGAAUUCAGCGUCGAACCCGAUCCCCCCCAGCGAAGUUUGGCAAGAUGGACACGAGGAUCCCGCGGGAAGGACUCUGGACCACAACAGCUCCAGGUACAAGGUGCUGGACGCGUCCAGGGACUAUCCCGGCGAGCCUACUCGCGCGGAGAGCGCCUCCAGCGUCGGUCCCUGGGAAGAGGACCAGUUCCAGGUCCCCUGGAGGAGCGAGCUGGACGACGUCCCGGUGGACGACGAGGGUCUGUCGAACGUCGUGGCGCAGGGUGACGAGGAGGGGAUGGUGGAGUCGGUGCUGGAACCCCAUAACAGGGAGUACCUGGACGGCAUGGUGACCUGGAUAUCGGGGAUCGCUACGGAGGCCAGGCCGAUCGAGCAGAGGAACAUGGAGGACAUCAGGGCGAUCUCGUUCCCAGUGCCUCCGCCUGCUGAUCAGUUCGACAAGCAAGGGGAUCAAGAGCUCCGCAAGGAGGCGAGGAAGGAUCAUCCCAGACGGGUGAACAAUCACCUGCACGCUGGCUCCGGCAAGUCAACCAAGGGUUUCUACGAGAUCAAGCCGUCGGUCAGGACGGACGCCGAGAACGAUCACCUGUACGCGGCGGCUAGCACCGUUAGGACACUGCCCGGGAGGAAGUUCGUGUUGCCUACCGUGGACAGCGCCUUUGGCAAGUUCGGCCCGUAUUUCGAGGACGGCGAUCGCGAUACGAAUAUCACUGCCAGGAUCGGCAGCACCAUGCUGCUGGAUUGCAGGAUCGGAAUGCUUGGGGAUAAAGAGGUGGCCUGGCUGCAACAACACACCGAGGACUCGUUCCGGCUGCUCACCGUCGGCAAGACCACCUACAGCGUCGACCAGAGGAUCAGCCUGAACUUCCGGUACCCGAGCAAUUGGAGAUUACAGAUACAGUACGCGUCCCCGAGGGACUCCGGCCUGUACAAGUGCCAAAUCACGACGCAUCCGCCGAUGGUUAAGAAGAUUAACGUAGUCGUCACCGCGCCGGAGUUGACAAUAACCGACGAUUCCGGGCGGGUAGUGCCUAAAGAAAGGCACCUAAAGGCUGGAAGUGCUCUCAAGCUCAGGUGCGAGGCUAGGGACGUCCUUGAAUCUCUGAAGGAGACCGUUAUUUGGACCAGAGGGGAUGAAACGCUCACCGACGACGUUAGCGAGAACCGGACGACGGAGGUCUCGGUCGGCAAGGAGGUCCUCGUGAUCGUCAGCACCUUGAUCGUGGAGAGAGCCAGCCCGAGGCACGCCGGGAAUUACAGCUGCGUGGUGCCCGGCAAAGCCAACACCACCAUCGCGGUGCACGUGCUCAACGGGGAGCUGCCCGCGGCGGUGCACGACGGCAACGGCGUCUCCAGGGCGUUCCUCAACCUAUGGCUAAUUCACUUAACGAUGAGCUACGUGUUCUCCAGAUGACAAUACUAAGG
Nomia melanderi (Alkali bee) is the source of this 2589-nucleotide messenger RNA. RefSeq lists its product as uncharacterized. The record is from RefSeq and is a predicted model, not a curated record. Gene Ontology annotation, biological process: synapse organization. Gene Ontology annotation, cellular component: neuron projection membrane. NCBI's taxonomy places the organism in Eukaryota, Metazoa, Arthropoda, Insecta, Hymenoptera, Halictidae.